GACGACAUCUGUCUUCAUUAGGAAUCUGUUUAAGAAUUCAUAGGAUUUGACAGAUCGUUGCUUGUAGCUUUAUUGUAUUUAAUAGAGAUUAGCAUCCAAAAAACUAAAUUUUAACACUGUGAUUUUAGCAGAACUGAUAAAAGACAAAGGAAAUGACUGUUUUCAAAUCACUAUAAAAUGCAGCUAUGAGCAGUAUGCAUCUGCUGCAUCUCACCUUGAGACUGUAGGCUAUUUAAAGACAUAGUGAGGAGAUAUUAAUAGAAACAGAGCACGAGGCAAUAUUUAUAGAAACCUUCAUAUGUCCAUCAGACCCAGAAGUCAUCUGGUGGUUCUGUGCAACAGGAUCUUAAUGCAUUAGAUCAAGCUGUCGCCCUUCAAUUUAAAACUAAAUAAGUUGCUGGAAAAGAAUAACAUGUUGGAUCCGUUUUCAUGUGCAAUAACUUAUCAAAUCACUAGACAUUAAUACUGAGGACUAUCGGUUAAAAUUCUGAAUUAAACAUAAAAUGGACUUUUGCAAGAGUGGAUGGUAUUAAUACUUUUUAUAUUUGUUAAAAGAAUGUGUUGCUUCGCAUUUCUUUAAAUGCAAAAGUGCAUUAUCCCUUGGCUUUAACAGAUUUGUUGGAAAAUAGGCAGGUUUAAUGUUUGCACAGUCAUUGGUUAUUGGCUACCAUGCGACUGUGUUGGCAAGGUUCACCAGGUCAACCGAAAUAUCAAGUAACACCUCCCUGAAAUAGCCCUGUCUGCACAAACAACCUACAUAAGUGUUCCUUUGAGUGAAACCCCACAUCUAAACAUUAAAAAACAAACUAGUUAGCUGAAAUAUGGCUUAUGUGGGGCCUAAAAUAAAGUGGCGCAAGCCAAAGAGCUACCGCGAAGAUGUGAUCGCCACAGCCAAGGCCACGGGUUGCGUCCUGCAGUUCUGGAACUCUUUGCUCGUGGGCGACGAGCUGACCAUCCUUAGUAUUGUGGACGACGACGAGUAUGGCUACCUUAUUGAUGCCAUUUACGACACCAGCAACAUAGAAGAAUGGAAGAACUUCCGAUUUAACUACAGAGGCCUAAGACUAUGGUCACUGACUUAUGAGCAGGAGCUGACGACGCCACUUCACAUCACAGCCAGUCGAGGUUUCACAGACUGCCUGAGACUCCUGCUGCAACGUGGGGCGAAUAUAGACAUAGCACCUAGUGGCACCACAGCCCUGCACGAGUCCUGUGAAAACUCCCAGCCAGAGUGUACCAAGCUGCUGCUGAUCCACGGUGCCAACGCCAAUGCUGUCUCAGAAGAUGGCGUCAUGCCUUUGCAUGUUUGCACAAGCCCUGAAUCCCUUGAAUGUGCCAAAUAUCUGCUUCAGUAUGGUGCAGCAAUCAGUGGUCGCAGUCUAGAUGAAGACGACACUCCUUUACACGUGGCAGCCAGGAACGGCCUCCCAGACCACAUCGAGCUCUACCUGCGCUACGGAGCCGCUGUGAACAAACAGAACGAUGAGGGUCUCACUGCCCUUAACGCUGCUUGUGCACAACCCCAGGAGUCUCAGGACCUUCAGCGUUACUUCAAGGUUUGCCAGUUGCUGCUGGGGGCAGGGGCUGACAUCCACAUUGCGGACCAGGACAAACACACUCCUUUGCACAUGGCCUGUAAGAAUGUAAAUCCAGACAUAGUGGAUCUGCUGCUGGCCCAUGGUGCUCAAGUUAACGAAAUGGACUACGGUGGUGAAGCUCCCAUGCACAACAUCCUAAAGGUGGUGUGCUUCAAGGGUUCCCAUAAUCCUGAGAGGAUUGUCCGUGCACUGCUCAACCAUGGCUCUAUCCGGGUGUGGCCCGGUGCUCUACCAAUGGUUAUAAAGCACUGCUCGGAGUCUCCACGCACUAUCGAGGUUCUCCUGAACGCCUACAGCCACCUCAGAGUCACAGACACCUGGGCUGAGGCUGUGCCUGAACAGGCGUUUAAGGAGCACAAAGAGUUCUUCGAGUCGAUCCUCUCCUUGGCAAUGACUCCUCGCUCCCUGCAGCACUUGGCACGCUGUACGCUCAGGAGCUUCCUGAGUGGCCGAGUGCACAAGGUGGUCCCAAAACUGGAUCUGCCCACCUUCAUCAAGAACUACCUGCUCCUGGAGUACAGAGGAUUUGUCCACUGAAAGUACUUUGUGUGGUUUAAGUCAGUGAGAAGCCUGAUUAUGAUGAGAGUGCUGCAAAAUGAGGGGUUAAAAAUACAAAGUAUCAUGAAUGAUGAAGUGCAGCAGUAUUUACUAAACAUUUAGGACAUUUUCUGCCACACAUAAGCUUUUCAGAAGCAGUUGCUUGCCUUCUGUUACUUUUAUUGUGUCCGUGUUUCAGCACAGUAACGUGUUUGAAUUUGCACCACAAGAGGGAGCUAUAGACUAGAGUUGAUGAAGUAUAUAGGAGGUAAGCAGCUGUGUGUUUUAUAUUGUUUUUAAUUUUUUGAUGAUUUAUUUUCUUUUUUUUUUUACUUCUGCACUUGAUGUUAAAGAGGCUUCUAAUUUUAUACAUAUUAUUUGUCACGUUGAUGAUAAUACGCUCAAUAUUUUUGUGUUGUAGCUUUUAUUGUGGAUUCCCAGCAAAUAUUUGCAUAAACAAUGUUUCCCAUCGAUAACAUUUGGAGAUUUAUGUCAAAGUUAGGCUUGAUGAAAAUAAAAUAAAAAUAUUCCACCAUGG
Molecule: messenger RNA, 2673 nt
Organism: Amphiprion ocellaris (clown anemonefish)
Lineage: Eukaryota; Metazoa; Chordata; Actinopteri; Pomacentridae
Gene: asb10
Product: ankyrin repeat and SOCS box containing 10
Exons: 5
Coding region: 822-2135 (437 amino acids)
Biological process (GO): neuronal action potential; intracellular signal transduction; negative regulation of delayed rectifier potassium channel activity
Cellular component (GO): synapse; axon initial segment; membrane
Molecular function (GO): transmembrane transporter binding
Source: RefSeq, a predicted model, not a curated record